This is a messenger RNA of Schizosaccharomyces osmophilus, 702 nucleotides long. It is a transcript of the gene tbp1, whose product is annotated as TATA-binding protein (TBP). Lineage: Eukaryota; Fungi; Ascomycota; Schizosaccharomycetes; Schizosaccharomycetales; Schizosaccharomycetaceae. Gene Ontology annotation, biological process: DNA-templated transcription initiation. Gene Ontology annotation, molecular function: RNA polymerase II general transcription initiation factor activity; DNA binding. The transcript is spliced from 3 exons. Bases 1 to 702 code for a protein of 233 amino acids. The record is from RefSeq and is a predicted model, not a curated record.
AUGGAUUUUGCUUUACCCACCACGGCCUCCCAAGCGAGUGCUUUUAUGAACAAUUCUUCUUUAGCGUUCCCUGUUUUACCAGCUAAUAAUAAUAACAACGAGACGGUUGAUGACACGGCAGAUUCCGGUGAGGCAGAAGUAGCGAAGACUGAAGGUGUUUCUGGAAUUGUUCCAACCCUUCAGAACAUUGUUGCUACUGUUAACUUAGACUGUCGUCUUGAUCUCAAAACUAUUGCCCUUCAUGCACGUAAUGCAGAAUAUAAUCCUAAGCGUUUCGCAGCUGUUAUUAUGCGUAUUCGUGAGCCCAAGUCGACUGCUUUGAUCUUUGCUUCAGGUAAAAUGGUUGUUUUAGGUGGUAAAUCCGAAGAUGACUCUAAAUUGGCAUCUCGGAAAUACGCUCGUAUCAUUCAAAAGCUCGGGUUCAACGCCAAAUUUACCGACUUUAAGAUUCAAAAUAUUGUUGGCAGUUGUGAUGUGAAGUUUCCAAUCCGUUUAGAAGGCUUGGCAUAUUCUCACGGAACUUUCUCAUCUUAUGAGCCUGAAUUGUUUCCUGGUCUGAUUUAUCGUAUGGUUAAGCCCAAAGUGGUUUUACUGAUUUUCGUAUCCGGUAAAAUCGUCUUAACGGGUGCCAAGGUACGAGAGGAAAUUUACCAAGCUUUUGAAGCUAUCUACCCUGUAUUAUCGGAAUUCCGCAAGCACUAA